UUCGCCCGUUACCAGGCAGCGCUGUGAUAAGCCCGGGACUGUUGCUAGACCGUCGAUUACAUUAAUACAGCACUGACCUUCACUUCACAGAUAUGUGAAAUGUCGCUAAAAUAAAAAAACCCUCGAGGAGAUCGUUAAAUUCCAACCAGGGAAAUUCAGUUAAUUUGGAUAGCUAAAGUUACUUUGCUAGGUCGCUACCUAAUGUACCUCGUAAGUUUGCUUUGCCAGAGGGCACCUUUUUUGGUUGUUGUUGUUGCCUAGACCAGCUGGCUUCGUAUCGCACCGCUACUGUGCAAUUAAAGGUAUCGAGUUAUCCUUCCGCUUUGUGCUAUUUGCAUUGAGUAACAUUAUACGGCAUGAAGAACAGCAAAGCCGAAUAACGGUAACACAUGAAACAUUUGGUUUACAUGGCAGUGAUGCUCUCGCAAGUCAUGGCUAAUUGACGUUAGUUCGCUAUUUUGUUUGAGGGUUUCGCUAACGGCCACGCCACCUUUCACAGGACCACAGAUGGACGAAUGUACGGAUGUAACUUCAGCUAAUCAGCUAAUAUAGCUACCAGCUCAGAAGUGACCUGUCGCACUGUUCGGAACCAUGGCGUCCUCCAGCAGCGAUCUUCGGGAGAAAAUUCGGCAGAAGCGUCGGGCCCUGAGAGAGUCCCUGGCGAAGGACAAGCGCGGCACGGACACACAGGAGCUGACGGCCACAGAGGAGGAUCAGGUGGAGAGUCUGAAGAGGAGCCUGAAGGACCAGCGGCAGCGGAGGAAGAAGAAGCUGCUGAAAGAUGUGUCCUCAGAAGAUUUGGUGGAGGAGUUGGCGGGGGCGGGGGCGGGGGCGGGGCCUGUCCGACAGGGCGGGGCUUCACUGGAACCUGUGGCCUCCACCAGUGGCGUCGGACGCAGCUCCAGAGACCUGCCCCCCCUGCCUGUGUCUCCCCUGGGCUCCAGCCAAUCAGAGGUCUCCAUGAGGCAGCGCAUGCGGGAGAAGCUGCAGGCGGCUAGGUCUAAGAGCCUGCAGCAGGAGGCUGUGGAGCCGGGAGGCCUGCUGGCCCUCAGAGACCGAGACGCCCUGACCCGCUUCGACAGAGAGGACAGCAGGCCUGGGAGUCUCCACCACGACGACGUGCCCACAGCUGCAAGAGUGAGGUUUCGAGAGGCCGCCGCCAGAGUGAGGCAGAAGCCAGAGGCGGACGCGGGCCUGCCGACGGCUGAGGAAGCCUACAACUUCUUCACCUUCACCUUUGACCCUGAGCCUCCGGAGGAACCCGCAAAGGGCGGGAGGAAGAGGAGGAUGAAGGCCAGAGCGGGGGAUGAAGAAGAGGAGGAGGAGGGAGCAGGGGAGGAAGAGGAAGAGGGCGAGGAGAUGGGCAGAGAGCAGGAAGAGGAGGGGGAGACGGAUGACAGGGCCCUGUUGCUGGAGACUCAGACGGUGCAGGACUUCCUGCAGCUGAAGGGGGCGGAGUAUCACAGCUACAGCAGCCGCCUGCUGCAGGAGCAAGAGCUGCUGUUCACACCCAGCGUACGACCAGCUCCAGCGUCCAGUAGGGUAGGGGACAACAUGCAGCCUCGGUACCUGGAGGAGGAGGGGCUCUACGUGGGGGAGAGGCCUGCGGUUCCCCGGUCCAACCAGAACAUUCUGGAGAACCGUAUCCUUCAGCAGGAGACGGGGAAGAAGUGGUUUGGGGAUGACGGACAGGUGUUGGCGCUGCCCGACCCCAUUAAAGAGUCUUCCACCCGUCCCCCACUCCACAACCUGGAGCCAAACCUGGACCCCGCCCUCCAGCACGUCUACAGGAAGGCUCUGAGGUCCAGGUAUGCCAGCCGGUACCUCCCCGGCGUGGGGGAACCGGAGGGGGAUUACCAGCUGGACAUCGACGUGUCGGGCCUGGUGUUCACCCACCAUCCGCUCUUCAGCCGAGAACACGUCCUGACGGCGCGCCUCACCGAGCUGUACCAACAGCACCUGGACCGCCAGGAGAGGAACCACACGAGCCUGCUGACUGACAAGCUCAGUGGUCUGAGGAACGCCCUCCGCAGGAUGGCUGAGCUCCACAGUGGGCAGGGCCUAACACCUGCCACUCAGCAGAGAAUGUCCCAGUACAAACAGGAAAUCAGGAGCACACGGAAGCUCCGGGAUGCGGAGCAGGAGAGGGACAGGGCUCUACUGAAGAGCAUCCUGAAGGUGUGGAAGGAGACCAAAGCACUCCGAGAGUUCCAGAGGUUCACCAACACCCCUUACAAGCUCUACCUGCACAGGGAGGAGGUGCAGCAGGAGGAGGAGGAGCGCAGGUUUGAGGAGGAGAUCCGGCUGGAGGUGGCUGAGCUGCUGGAGGAGUAUGAGGAGGAGUAUGAGAGGGAGCUCUCUGAGUACAGAGCAGCGCUGGAGCUGUGGAAGAGCUGGAGGAGGAGACAGAAAGCGAGAAAGAAGAAGAGGGUAAAGAAGAAGAAAGAGGCUGAUGAGGAGGAGGCGGAGGAGGAGGAAGAGGAGGAGGAAGAGGAGGCGCUGGGGGAGGAGCCUCCUAAGCCGGACCCCCCCGGGAGGCGGGACACGGGGGCGCUGGAGCAGCAGGUGCGAGAGAAGGCUUCCCGAAUCCGCCCCCAACCCACGGAGCCAAUCCUGCUGCCCCAACUCACCACCGCCGGCAACACCACAGCCAAUCAGCUCUGCCCCAGGGGAGAGUUAGCCCGGAGAGAAGAUGUAGCCAGGCGCUCCCUCUUUGCCAGGAUCUUAUACAACGAUAAGGAGGUGUCUCGGACAGACAGCUGCACCCUGUCGCAGGAAUUCAGGGUGCACUUCGGCCAAAUAUUCAACCUCAAAAUCGUCAACUGGCCCGAGAGCAUCCGCAUACAGGUGUUUGAGGUGACAGGCUCCUCCCCCUCCCUGCUGGCGGAGGUGUUUGUGCCCCUCCCUGAGCCUGCAGUUCUGACUGGCAGCGCCGCCACAGAGGAGCUCCAGUUCAGCAGCAACCAGCGCUGCUCCUGCAGCCACGAGGGAGUGGGGAGCGGUGUGGCGUUCUCCUUCGAGGCGGACGGCAGUAACACGCUCACCCUGCUGACCUCGGGGAAACUGGCCUGCUGUGUGUCCUGGGCUGUGGGGGAGGACCACGCCCCCCUGGCCCCGCCCAUCGCCCAGCCAGCUGCUGGAGUGCACAGCGCUCUGGAGCGGGUGGAUGCCAUCGCCUGCAUCGGGGCGGCCGGCCUGAACGACAUGGGGAAGCUGAGGAAGUGGGCGGCUGAGUCUCGACUGGACCCCAACGACCCCAGCAACGCAGCCCUCAUGCAGCUCCUCAUGGUGGCGGGCGGUGGGGACCUGCAGGCCCCAGAGCACUUCCGGCUGGAGCAGCUGCAGGAGGAGUUUAACUUCGUCUCCUCUGAGGAGCUGCAGCGCUCCAGGAGGUUCCGCCUGCUCAGCCUGAGGGCCCAGGAGGUGCCCGAGUUCCGCAGCUACAGGGGCGUGCCCGCGGUGGAGAGGGAGGUGUCUGACAAGGUGUUCCAGGACUAUGAGAAGAGGCUUCGGGACAGAGAGACCGUCCACACGGAGGAGCCCCUGGAUGCCCACAGGGCCCUGGUGGCUAAAUACCUGCAGAAGGUGCGAGAGUCGGUUGUUGACCGUUUUCUCAUCUCCAAGCACCACUUCCUGCUUUCCGAUCUGGUCCAAGAGGAAGAGGUUCCCAGCAUCGGGGUUCUGGGGCUGAACCUGUUCAAACUGGCGGAACCCAAGCGGCCUCUAAAACCACAGAGGAAGGAGAGGAAGAAGGUGACGGCUCAGAACCUGACCCACGGAGACAUCCGAGUGCUGGUGAACAUCAUCAGGGCCUACGACAUCCCCACACGCAAACCACAUGCCAGUAAAGCGUCAGUGGCGUCCAGAUCAGCCCGGUCCUUUGCAGAGCCGUUUGCUGCUGGACAGAUCUCCCAGAGUGCAGUGCAGGGCAGUGACUGGCCCCUCAACCAGGUGUUGGUCCAGCCCUUUGUGGAGGUGACGUUCCAGCGCUCCGUGAGACGCACCACCGCUGCGGACGGACCCAAUCCCUGCUGGAACGAGGAGCUGGACCUGCCCUUCAGCGCCCCCAAUGGGGAUUACAGCACCUCCAGCCUGCAGUCGGUGAGAGACGAGGUCUUCAUCAACAUCUUCGACCAGGUGCUGCACGACGUGGUGGAGGAUGAGAGGGAGAGGGGGAGUGCAGUUCACACUCGCAUUGAGAAGCACUGGCUGGGUUCUGUGAAGAUUCCCUUCAGCACAAUAUACCUGCAGUCUAGGAUUGACGGGACGUUUAAGGUGCACACACCGCCGGUGCUGCUGGGAUACGGUCGGGAGCGCAGCCAGGCCAGCGAGGCGGGGUACGACUCUGCGCUCUCCCUGAACGAGGGGCCCUUCCUCACCCUCUUCAUCACCAUCCUGCCACAGCUCAUUCCCGGGGAGACCGUCCGAGAGAAGUUUGACACGCAGGAGGAGGAGAAGCUCCUGGCCAUGGCGAGCAGCUUUGAGAAGGACGCUGCCCUGCGUUUCCCCGGCCGGCCCUGCCUCACCACCGUCACCGACCUGAGCGGGAAGAGCGUGUUCAUCACCCGCUACGUGCGGCCCCUCAACCCCCCUCAGGAGCUGCUGGACGCCUGUCCCAGCAGCCCCCAGGAGGCCACGGAGCUGGUGGCUCACUACGUGUCCCUGAUCCCGUCUCUGCCCGACAGCGUGUCCUUCUCUGGGGUCUGUGACCUGUGGAGCACCUGUGAUCAGUUCCUGUCGUUGCUGGCCGGGGAUGAAGAGGAGCACGCGGUGUUGCUGUGUAAUUACUUCCUGGCCAUGGGAAAGAAGGCGUGGCUUAUCAUCGGCACUGCUAUUCCUGAGGGCCCCACGGCGUACGUGCUGACCAGUGAGCAGAGCCGCUUUGUGAUCUGGAACCCAGCCAGCGGGCAGUACUACGGCCAGUACGACACCUUCUGCCCCCUGCAGAGCGUGGGCUGCCUCGUCAGCGCGGAGAACGUGUGGUUCAACACGCAGGUGUAUGACACUCCGAUGAGAAUGAGUUUCGACGUCAGCAAAUCCAAGUUGUGGAAGCCCAUUUUCUCACGAGCGUUCCCAGACCCAGGGCUGUCCAGUAUCCAGCCGGACCGACUGGUGUAUCGACGCACUGACAAGGCAGCUGCCGUGGAACUUCAGGACAGGAUUGAGAAGGUUCUGAAGGAGAAGAUGAUGGAGUGGCGGCCGCGGCAGCCGACCCGCUGGAACCGCUACUGCGGCUCCGCCCUGCGGCACGUCCUGCCCCGCCUGGAGCUCAGCGCCAGCCUGGGGGAGGAGCACCACCUGGAGCUGCAGGGCAUGCUGGGGGAUUACAGGAUCUCUGGGUUCCCGCUGCACCAGCCCUUCUCUGAGCUGGGGCCCCUGGUGGAGGCGGUGUUCAGCACGGGGGUGCACGCAGUGGAGGCCAGCAACGCAGAGUUCGCCCUGGCCGUGCACGUGCACCCCUACCCCAACAACGUGCUCUCCGUCUGGGUCUACCUGGCCUCCCUCACCCGCACCAGAUAACCGCCCAACCUGCCGCUCUCUCCACGACAGCCCCCUGAACCC
Conger conger (European conger) is the source of this 5562-nucleotide messenger RNA. It is a transcript of the gene cc2d2a, whose product is annotated as coiled-coil and C2 domain containing 2A. The transcript has 37 exons. Gene Ontology annotation, biological process: non-motile cilium assembly; protein localization to ciliary transition zone. The record is from RefSeq and is a predicted model, not a curated record. Gene Ontology annotation, cellular component: ciliary transition zone. The coding region runs from base 592 to 5520 and encodes 1642 amino acids. NCBI's taxonomy places the organism in Eukaryota, Metazoa, Chordata, Actinopteri, Anguilliformes, Congridae.